Molecule: messenger RNA, 3714 nt
Organism: Cyphomyrmex costatus
Lineage: Eukaryota; Metazoa; Arthropoda; Insecta; Hymenoptera; Formicidae
Gene: pod1
Product: coronin
Exons: 16
Coding region: 1-3714 (1237 amino acids)
Molecular function (GO): protein binding
Source: RefSeq, a predicted model, not a curated record
AUGGCUUGGCGUUUCAAAGCGUCUAAAUACAAAAAUGCCGCGCCAAUUGUUCCCAAGCCAGAGGCCUGUAUUCGAGAUAUCUCUGUAGGAUCGUACCAGACCUAUGGGAAUAACAUUACAGCAUCUGCGGCGUUUAUGGCAUUCAAUGUCGAUCAUAAUGGAUCUAGUUUAGCAGUAUUGCCACUAGAGGAUUGUGGUAGAAAGAGCAAAACUAUGCCACUGUUGCAUGCACAUGCAGAUACUGUGACGGAUAUGGAAUUUUCUCCAUUUCAUGAUGGCUUGCUUGCAACUGGAUCUCAGGAUUGUCUCGUAAAGUUAUGGCAUAUCCCAGAAAGUGGCUUGGAAGAAUCCUUGUGCAAUCCGGAAUGUACAUUCUCGCAUCGUCAACGAAGAGUGGAAGCGGUAUGCUGGCAUCCUUCCGCUGAACAUCUUCUGACUACUGCAUCAUUCACCAAUCUGUCGCUCUGGGAUGUUUUAUCUCAACAGGAAUUAUUUUCUAAUAGCGACCACACCGAAGUAAUUCAGUCUGUAAGUUGGAAAGAGGAUGGUACUGUUUUAGCGACAUCCUGCAAGGACAAACAACUGAGGCUUAUAGAUCCGCGCGUAUCAACGUGUAUCGUUAAUUCAUGUUCGAGUCAUCAAAGUAUUAAAGAUUCCAGAACAGUGUGGUUAAACAACGAUAGAAUACUUACCACAGGAUUUGAUGCAGCAAGACUUCGUCAAGUUUAUAUUAGAGACUUGAGGCAUUUAAAUGAACCAAUGAAAACAUUGGAAUUAGAUUGUAGUACUGGUAUUUUGAUGCCGCUCUUUGAUUCCGACACAAAUAUGCUCUUCCUCGCUGGUAAAGGAGACACUACUAUCAUAUACAUGGAAGUCACAGAGAAAGAUCCUUAUCUAGUAGAAGGGAUCCGUCACAGUGGUGAGCAAACUAAGGGAGUAUGCCUAGUUCCUAAACGAGCAUUAAAUGUAAUGCAAGCUGAAGUUAACAGGUUGUUGCAGCUCACCUCCAAUAUGGUAAUUCCUAUCAUGUACCAGGUUCCACGAAAAACAUACAGAGACUUUCAUGCAGACAUUUAUCCGGACACAACUGGCCCCGUUGCUCAAAAUAAUGCAACAUCGUGGAUUAAGGGUCAUAAUGCACCUGUACCAAAGAUAUCGCUAGAUCCUGCUAAAAGAAACAAAGGCGAAGAACCGAUUACUGUACACAAAGGGAACUUAGCGGUACUCAAAGACAAUCAGCGCGAAAUUAAAGUAGAACAAACAAACCGACCACCGAAACCCUUGGUCAUUACCGCGCCAAAAGGAUUCUCAAAAGUGCAGAGCAACGUGACAACCAUGAAUGAGUUGCAUCGUGAAAAUGACAACAAUAUAGAGAAAAAUGACAACAGUAUACAUACCGAGAAGAUUGAAGAUUUGAAAAAGCCACUCGAAGCAGAAGAAGAAAAGAUCAAGAUACAAAAUGGAGGACAAACCAUUCCACCAAAGCCUUUACCAAGAGCCUCAAGAACCAACAGUAUCUCUGAGGAGGAACCAAAACCAGUAGCACGUCCUCGUACAUCGCCAAAUCCUGGAUCAGUUGUUACAUCAGUAAAUCCUAAUGCGAUUGGUGGAUAUAAGCCCCGACUUGGUCCUAAACCAUUCCAAGCAAAGUCGAGCAGCCAGGAAUUUUCAUUUGACAAGGUCUUCUCUGUACCAAUUGCACCGAAUAACGACAGCAACACCAAUGGUUAUCAGAAUGAAAUUAAUAAUACUGCGGAGCAUAAUGCAGAAGUAGAUAAGUCGCCAACUUUAACACCUAAUGAGCGUGCAAAGGAUACAGAAAAUGGCAAGAGUGACUCAAGUUCUAUCGAAGAAGAUGCUAAUUCGAGCGACUCUGGUUACAAACCAAAAACACCAAGCACUGCAGAAAGACGCAAAGUGUUUGAGACGAAAGUGAAGGACGAAUCACCCGAGAACGAGGACGUUGGGAAUUUUGAACGCGGGACGAAUAGGAACUCAAUCGCCGAAAGGCGACGCCUUUACGAAAGUCGAUCUGUAUCUGUCACCGAUGGGAAUUUGGCGGAAAAAGCUAUGGGUUCGCCAACCAUGCUGAGACGAAGAGAUUCUUUCAAGGGAAUCGCAAAGAGCGAGGUGAUCAAAGAAGAUGAAACGAAAAAGAGCAUUCCUAUGUUGCGACAGCAGAGCAUGGAUCCUAAAUUGGAAAAGGUGGAGCCUGUUGUAACACCAGUUUCAAAACGGACGUCAACAGUUUUUGGAAGAGUGUCCAAAUUUCGGCACUUGAAAGGUACUCCGGGACACAAAUCUACACACAUUGAAAAUAUACGCAAUAUCAGUCGCCAAAUAUCCGGCGAAUGUGAUGGCUUUCACGCUAAUCCUGAUCGAGUGGCUGUACCUUUGAGUGGUCCAGGUGGAAAGAUAGCAGUAUUGGAAUUGAAGAAAACUGGAAGACUACCUGACGGAGUUAUGCCAGCAUUAGUCCAUGGUGCGACUGUAAUGGACUUUCAGUGGGACCCGUUCGAUAAUCAGCGAUUAGCAGUUGCUUGUGAUGACGGAAUAAUUCGCUUGUGGGAAAUACCUGAAUCUGGUUUGGCGGAACCGACAAACGAACCGAAAUACAUCAUAGAAGCCCACACCGAUAAAAUUUAUCUAAUCAAAUUUCAUCCACUGGCAUCAAAUGUUCUUGCAUCCGCUUCGUACGAUAUGACCGUAAAAAUCUGGGAUUUGUCGCUGUUGUCAUCCACUGAGAUAAAUGCAAAAAUCACGUUGAUCGGUCAUACUGAUCAGAUAUUCAGCUUAGCGUGGUCACCGUGUGGCCAAUAUCUCGCCAGCACAUGCAAAGACGGUAAACUACGAAUCUAUAAACCCCGGUCGAGUGAUGUUCCUGUGAAAGAAGGAAAGGGUCCCGUCGGAACGAGGGGUGCAAGAGUUAUAUGGGCACUCGAAGGCAGAUAUCUCGUUGUAAUGGGCUUUGAUAAAGUUUCGGAAAGACAGAUUUACAUAUUUAAAGUGGACAAUUUGAAUACUCCCUUAAACACUGUUGGAUUGGAUGUUUCGCCUGCCAUUCUAAUGCCAUAUUACGACGAAGAUAGCUCCACUCUUUUCCUGACUGGACGUGGUGAUUCUACAAUAUAUGCAUUUGAAGUAACCGAGGAAGCUCCAUAUUGCUGUCCAUUGAGUCAUCAUAGAUGUAGUAGUUUGCACCAGGGUUUGUCAUUCCUUCCAAAAAAUAAAUGUGACGUGGCCAGCGUGGAGUUCGCCUCUGCCUUGAGGUUAACAAAUAACACAAUAGAACCUUUAAGCUUCACCGUGCCGCGUAUAAAGAGCGAAUUAUUCCAAGAUGAUCUUUUUCCUCCAACUAAAGUUAUCUGGAAACCAACUUUGCCCGCGUCAGAAUGGUUUAGCGGCGGCAAUAAACAACCAUCUAGAAUGUGUCUUAAGCCACCUGGCAUGGAUAAUUUAACUGAGAAUCAAUCUCAAAAUGCAAUUACGCCUCCCCAAAUUGCAACUAAACCAUCUUCAACCCCUUUUGGUAUCACUACACAACCUUACAAUAGAUUAGGAUGGAAUCCAGACAUUAAAGCAAAACAAGAAGAGAUCCAAAAAACUAUGAGCCAUUUUGUGGGAGACGUCAUCCAAUGUUCGUUAGAACAAGAUCAUAUGGAAGGUGUUGAGGAACAUGAAUGGGUAAGUAGGUGUUUCAUUUGCUGUAAAUAG